Molecule: messenger RNA, 2074 nt
Organism: Pocillopora damicornis (cauliflower coral)
Lineage: Eukaryota; Metazoa; Cnidaria; Anthozoa; Scleractinia; Pocilloporidae
Product: RING finger and SPRY domain-containing protein 1
Cellular component (GO): cytoplasm
Molecular function (GO): protein binding; ubiquitin-protein transferase activity
Source: RefSeq, a predicted model, not a curated record
CUAAAAUAUCGAUAGUUAUGUUUACUGGAGGCCCGGGACGGUAGUGGAAAUCUUUGUGGGUUUCUGGAAUGCAAUUGAUGCUGCCUUUUUCACAUGUUUUUGUGAACUUCUGUAUACGAUAAUUCGAGGCUGGUGAUCGUGUGGUUAUAUAUGGGAAUUAGCUGUUGCAAGACUCACGAAGCACUGCGCCAGGACAGUUAUGAUGUUGAUUACGGAAGAAAUGUCUCAACAAGUCAUGGUGGUUCUAGUUACACAGAUGAUCUUGUUAUGGAUGCCCUCCGUGCUCUCAGGAAGCUCGCAGAAAAUAACAUGGAGCCUCCAGAAUGCAUGACAAUUUUACAUUCUCUGGCAGAAGAAGAGGAGGGAUGGCUGAAUGUUGUCAAGUCAUGCAUAUUUGCUAUUCCUCUGGAAGAUUCACUUGGAGCUGCUGUUGUGUGUCUUCUUCUUGAUGAGUGCCCACUUCCUACAAGGGAUGCAAUAAAAACUCUCUCAUCAAAGCUGAACCUGUCCAAGAGCCUGAAAAAGCUUGUGUUCAACACCGAGAGAGAUCACCGUCAAAAUGAGCUCACAUCUUCUAUUUGCCGUAACUUGGCUGUUGUUUUGGCAUGUCUGGCUGACAAGUUGGCUGGUCCUCUGAGUAUUGUAUUGUUGACUCAAGGUACACUGGAGUUUCUUUUGAAAAGACUGACAAUAGCUGAAUAUCCUGGUGUAGUGCUGAAUUCAAUAUUAGCUUUGGAAAAGUUUGCCCAGACAAGUGAAAACAAGCUUACAAUAAGAGAUUCUGGUAUCGCAGAGAUGUUAGUAAAUUUGGAGAAGGAAUGGCUUGGAAGCAAAGACUUUGAGAGGCAUCAGGCUGGAUUUUGUUGUCAGUGGCUUCUUGACAAUACAUUUUCCUUUAAGAAUCGCCCAUACUCUUAUGAAACAGCUGAUGUUAGUGGUAUCAAUGUUAUGCUUAAUAACAAUGAUGUGAGCGAUUAUUUAAAAAUAUCCCCUACAGGACUGGAGGCAAGGUGUGAUGCAUCUUCUUUUGAAAGUGUGCGGUGUACAUUUUGUGCCUCAACUGGUGUGUGGUAUUAUGAAGUGACUCUUCUCACAGCUGGAGUGAUGCAGAUUGGCUGGGCUACUAAGGACAGCAAGUUUCUUAAUCAUGAAGGAUAUGGCAUUGGUGAUGAUGAGUUUUCUUAUGCCUAUGAUGGCUGCCGACAGUUGAUAUGGCAUGGAGCCAGGAGUACCCCCCAUCACCACCCCCCUUGGGUACCAGGUGAUGUUCUCGGCCUUCUUAUCGAUUUAGAGCGUGGUAAAGUGGCAUUUUCCAUGAACGGUGAUACAAUUAUAAGAGACUUUAAGGCAGCACUUUCAGGGGCUGGAUUCUUCGCUGCGGCAAGUUUUAUGUCUUUUCAACACUGUAUAUUUAAUUUUGGAGCUAAACCCUUCAUGUUUCCUCCCAACGUCCCUUUCGACAAUUUCAACGAUCAUGCAAACAUGUCUUCCGAGGACAAAAUAGUCUUACCCAGGCACCUGAAAUUAGCUGCUAUCCGCCAAGAGAGUAUAUCCAAUGAUCCUUGUAAAAUAUGUUAUGAGAAUUCUGCUGAUACAAGACUGGAACCAUGCAACCACAGGGACGUUUGUAUGAGGUGCGCUGUACAACUCCAACACUGCCCUAUGUGCAGAAUGCACAUUCAAGAUAGGGUUUUGGAAGACCACAGUAUGCCACCCUCGCCACAGGACACCAGCUGACAAUGGUUGAUGGCGUAAAGAAACAAUUUUUAUCAACGCUCGGACCCUGAUGUGCUACGCUUUAGCGCGUGAUCAGUAGUUGUUGAGACAUGCUGUACUUAAGGCUGUAAAAUUAUGGUUAUAGAUUCAUGAUCGUUGCUCACUCAAAAAUAUGAGGCAUAAUUUUAACAUUAAAUUAUUUGACAUUACAAAAUUUUCAAUUACAUUUGGGUUUUUCCGAAUAUUGAAUUAUUGUGUAUCAUCAAGUGUCGGUUAGCUUUGUUGGUUUUCCAUGUUAAUUUGUUUGCUAGUUGGGUUAUUUAUCAUUUUUUUGUUUGCAUAUUGAAGGCUAACGAAA